Molecule: messenger RNA, 654 nt
Organism: Coccidioides immitis RS
Lineage: Eukaryota; Fungi; Ascomycota; Eurotiomycetes; Onygenales; Onygenaceae
Exons: 4
Coding region: 1-654 (217 amino acids)
Source: RefSeq, a predicted model, not a curated record
AUGGUUGAUCCUCAUGCAAUGUCAGCCUGGCAAUGUUGGGCAGCAUAUUGUUCCCUGUUUGCGACAUCAUACCCCCGCUGGACCAUUCGAUUGAUACGGUGGAAUCAAUCUGGAUCUGCAAGGCUGUGUGAGGCGGGCUGUUCUGUGGCAACCACAUUGGGCGUCGUGAAUUUGUCAUGGGGAGACUACUGGAGCGACAUGAUGGCAUCAUUACUGGCAUCCAGCUUGCCAAUCAAGCCAGUCGAACCGGACUGUCCGGAUCUGUUGCUUUGCGGCAUGUUUCAGGAAAGUUUGAAAGAGGACGACAGCGUCGAACCGACAUAUUCCAUCGAAUCCGUGACGUUAACGGACUACAAAAGGGGCGUUUUUACUCCGCACACUAUCCAGCAUGUCGUGUCAGGCCAAGUCAGCAUUGACUCUGUACUUGGAUUCCAUCUGGAUGCCAGUCUCGAAACAUGUGAAUUUGCCUUGGGAUCGGCGAGGAUACUUUCAAGCAGGUCCUCUCAGAGAGUCGUACAAUUUUGCUUGACCCCAUUUUGGGGAGAGCUUUGUUGUCAUCUCACUGCCCAGUCUUCCAUGCGCCUUUCUGAUUUCGGGAAUGCGAAAGAUGAAUUCCCCCCUUUUGCCCAUCCGCUCGAAUACGAGGCAGGGUAA